Messenger RNA from Aureobasidium namibiae CBS 147.97, 1401 nucleotides. Its product is annotated as multiple inositol polyphosphate phosphatase. Gene Ontology annotation, cellular component: fungal-type cell wall. Gene Ontology annotation, molecular function: acid phosphatase activity. NCBI's taxonomy places the organism in Eukaryota, Fungi, Ascomycota, Dothideomycetes, Dothideales, Saccotheciaceae. The record is from RefSeq and is a predicted model, not a curated record. Bases 1 to 1401 code for a protein of 466 amino acids. The transcript is spliced from 6 exons.
AUGGGUUUCUCCACUACUGCUACCCUGGCCAAUUGCCUGCUCUUGACCGCGAGUGUUGUACACGCAGCUGAUCUCGACCCUACGCAAUGGCUCGGUGGAAAUAGCCCCUGGUUCCAAGGCCCUGAUGUUAACAACAUUCCCUAUGAGGUGCCUGAUGGCUGCACCGUAGAUAUGGCGGCCUUUGUGUCUCGCCACGGCUCAAGGUAUCCUGACCCGGGAGCUUACAAUGGAUGGGUGGCACUCUCUGAGAAGAUCCAAGCUGCUCAGUUCACCGCCACAGGUGACUACAGCUUCAUCUCCACGUGGAAGCCUGUACUCCGCAACCCGGCUGUUGAGAUUUCAGACAUCUCCAUAGGAGGAUACAAGGAGUUGUACGACAUGGGCGUCUCCUAUAGAUGGAGAUACCCUGAUUUCUACACUGAAAACACUCCUUUCUCAGUGUUUGCGAAUCAGUAUCCUGCAGCUCCUAGGGUUGUCAACUCCGCAAGACUAUUUGCCAGAGGAUAUCUGGGUCCAAACAGCACCUACGGAGACAUUUAUGUGCUCAAGUCCAAUGUCCCAGAGUCCAUCGCCAACUCCCUUGCUCCUUCCGACUCCUGCCCUACCUACAGUGACAACGGUGGUGGUGAUAACCUCACAACCUGGAAUAAUCUGUACCUACCUGCUGUCACCAAACGCAUCAACAGCCAUAUCAAGGGCAACUUUUCCUUCACAAGUUCUGACGUGACUAACUUUCCCUACCUAUGCGGAUUCGAGACCCAGAUCACUGGUCGUAGAUCCCCAUGGUGCAACAUCUUCACAGACGAUGAGCUUCGCAAGUACGAGUAUGCACAGGAUUUGCGCUAUUAUUAUGGUUCUGGUCCUGGUUCUGGCAAGAACUAUACAUUGAUGCAACCUGUUCUCAAUGCCAUCGUCCAAAGACUUGUCGAUGGUCCAAACAAAACAUAUGUGAACAGCAAUGGUCAGUCAUGGACACCGGGACCACUAAUGCCCAUGUUCACCAACGAUGGUCAAAUCAAUCAGCUUGCUGCUGAAAUUGGAGUCUUUGAUCAGCAGAAGCCUCUUCCCAGCACCAAGAUCCCUAGUGAUCAGCUCUACAUCUCAAGCCAUUACGUGACCAUGCGCGGUACCAUCGGCUUCGAGCGCUUGACUUGCUCCAGCAAGAAGUACGUCCGCAUCACACUCAACGAUGCCGUAUAUCCCGUGCCUUCGUGCCAAAAUGGUCCAGGAAAGUCUUGCCCUGUGGACAGCUAUGCUGCGCUCAAUGCUCAAAAGGCAAAGUCGCAGGGCACUUUUGUGCAAACCUGUGGUCUUACCAACUCUACUGCUGCUGGAAAGACAAAUACUGCUACGUUCUUGAGGGAUAAUGCUUUGUCCUGGGAGUACGUUGUUAAGCCGUAG